AUGGCUGCACCGCAAAGUCUGAGCCCGGCCAGUGGGGAAGGGUGGUUGUGGGGGUUGGGGGAGUGGAAGGGUGAAGGAGUAGGCCCUGGCUGGAGUGGGGUGGUCCAGGAGGAAGCAGGUACAGCCAUCACUGCAGGCACCGGGCACCAGCAUGUGAUCUCUCUGCUGGUUUUGCAUGACCCUGAGCAGAGGUGCAGCUGCUGGCCCGAGGUCCGGCUGAGCCACCCUCCAAGGACACCCAAGGGGUGUCCUGGCUGGGCUGGCUUGGAAGGGCUCACCCGCUUUUGGAAGGUCCUUUGA
Molecule: messenger RNA, 300 nt
Organism: Rangifer tarandus platyrhynchus (Svalbard reindeer)
Lineage: Eukaryota; Metazoa; Chordata; Mammalia; Artiodactyla; Cervidae
Source: the annotation of a GenBank genome assembly